AUGGCGAGAGUUUUAGUUCAUAUGCUUGGAGAAAAAUUGAAGAUAAUAAAUCUAGCUUAUUCUUAUCUGAGGCAUGUCAUUGGUGAUGGAGCAAGCACUUUCUUUUGGUUCGAUAAUUGGCAUCAGUUCAGCCCUCUCAUUAAAGGCUUAAGCUAUGGUCAGCUGAUCCGCACUGGUAUUACAAUGAAUGCUGAAGUUGGUGAAGUCACUGCUACUAGUUACUUAGGCAGGGGGAGAUGUAGACUUCUAGGUAUGCAGCAUAUUCAGGAAGCGAUUUUUACUAUCAAUAUUUGUCCUGAUAGAGAUGAUAUGAUCCUAUGGAUAGCAGAUAAGAAGAAUAUGUUCACAGUCUCUAGUGCUUGGGACACAAUCAGAGAGAAGGGCCCAGAGGUUAAUUGGCACAGGCUGGUGUGGUUUUAUCCAAGCAUACCAAGGUACAGCUUCAUUUCAUGGCUGGCUAUUCAUAACAGGUUGCAGACUCUAGAUAGACAGACUCUCUUCAUGGAAGAUUGGAAUUGA
Punica granatum (pomegranate) is the source of this 519-nucleotide messenger RNA. The record is from RefSeq and is a predicted model, not a curated record. Lineage: Eukaryota; Viridiplantae; Streptophyta; Magnoliopsida; Myrtales; Lythraceae.